UUCCUGCUACAAACCCCCACCCCAAAAAAAUCUUCAGUUUUUCCCUUCAUUAUUGGAAGCGAAAAACAAGAGAUAAUCAUCAUGGUGAUGAAGAAUGGUGGGUUUGAGAAGAAGGUGUUGAUGCAGAAGACCAAGAGCUGGGGCAAGGAGGAGGAUCACAAGAGUAACAAGAUCUUGGUAACAAUCAAUAUCUUAGGGAGUUCGGGGCCAAUAAGGUUGGUAGUUAAUGAAACAGAUCUUGUUUCACGUGUUAUUGAGACAACACUGAAAUCCUAUGCUAACGAAGAGCGCCUUCCUCUGUUGGGAUUUGAUGCUACCAACUUCUUUCUCUAUUCUCCAGAUGCCGCCUUCCAUGUAUAUGCUAGGAGCAAAUUAAAAGCCGAUGAUUGUCUUUGCCACUUUUAACAGAUCUAGAGCCGUUGAAACCCAUAGGAUAUUAUGGAGCAAGAAACUUUGUGCUGUGCAAAAACCAG
Molecule: messenger RNA, 473 nt
Organism: Arachis duranensis
Lineage: Eukaryota; Viridiplantae; Streptophyta; Magnoliopsida; Fabales; Fabaceae
Exons: 2
Coding region: 82-405 (107 amino acids)
Source: RefSeq, a predicted model, not a curated record